Messenger RNA from Exophiala aquamarina CBS 119918, 450 nucleotides. RefSeq names its product ubiquitin-conjugating enzyme E2 D/E. The record is from RefSeq and is a predicted model, not a curated record. Bases 1 to 450 code for a protein of 149 amino acids. The transcript has 4 exons. Lineage: Eukaryota; Fungi; Ascomycota; Eurotiomycetes; Chaetothyriales; Herpotrichiellaceae.
AUGGCUGUCACGAGACUACACAAAGAGCUUGUUGAUCUGGCUAGGGAAUACGCGCCUACUUACCAUGCGACGCCAGUCGAGGAUGACAUGUUCCACUGGGAUACGGCGAUCCGAGGACCGGCCGAUACUCCAUAUGAAGGGGGUUUAUUCCAUCUUGACCUCCUGUUUCCAACAAACUACCCUUUCAAGCCACCAAAAGUGAGAUUUAGGACCCAGAUCUACCACCCCAACAUCAGGAACGGUGGGGGAUUCUGCACCCAGCAUUUCUGCAUACUAGCAGAUGAAUGGAGUCCGCUCACACGAUGUUUGACAGUGCUUCAAUCAUUCAUUGAACUAUUACAGACACCGGACGGUUGCAAUCCUGAGGUCAAUCCCAUUUUCAGAACCGACCGGGCCCGCUUCGAGGCCACAGCACGAGAAUGGACCAGGGGGUUUGCAAUGGACCAGUGA